This is a messenger RNA of Tigriopus californicus, 1315 nucleotides long. RefSeq names its product dysbindin protein homolog (gene Dysb). Gene Ontology annotation, biological process: negative regulation of protein kinase activity. Gene Ontology annotation, cellular component: cytoplasm. Lineage: Eukaryota; Metazoa; Arthropoda; Copepoda; Harpacticoida; Harpacticidae. The record is from RefSeq and is a predicted model, not a curated record. Bases 172 to 1224 code for a protein of 350 amino acids. The transcript has 5 exons.
AUUUUUCAACAACAAACUCAGUCAUGUCAUGUCAUGUGUAUUGUGUACACUUGUCUAUCUAAAUGAAAGGAACAAAUGCAAUCUUCAGAAGGAACGCCUGGUACCUCUAAUUAAAGAUUCCCCGUUCUUUUGUGCUACAUAUUAUUUAUGAGUUGAUUAUUCGAGGCCACCAUGUCAAUUAGUCGCAAAUUCAAGGAUAGGUUCUUUUCAUUCCAAGAAGACAUUUCAGCGAGCGUUCGCGGUUUAUCCUCGACGAGUGUAGUGGAAGGAGCCAAUGCCGUUUUAGAUCGGGUUGCGGGUGCGGCAGUGGCCGUCACGGUACCCACACCGUCGCCGCAAUAUGGGAAAAAAAAGACCGUGAACCUAGAUUGCGGUUCAGAGUUAUUAGAGUUUUACCAAAUGCAAUGGGAAACGCUUCAUUUGGAGAACGAAAAAAACGCCAAGCGGGCCAAAGACACGGAUCGAUCAAUCGCCGACUUGCAUGCCCAGAUCGAAACUCAAUGGCGAAACACCAAGACCUUACAGUCAUUGGUGGGACAGAUCCCAAAGAUGAAUGAGGAGAUCCAGCAGAUCGUCGUGAGCUUAGGAGAAUUGGAGCCCUUGUUUAGCAAAGUGGAAAUCGCACUUAUGGCCUUGGAAGAUACUUUAGACGCUCGAGACUUGCAAACCAGACAAAACAGUCGUCGGAAGGAUUUGGCCAACUUCGAGGCUCAGCGGAAAGCCGAAUUCAGAGAACUGUCAGCACGUCUCCAAAGAGAACAUCAAUCCAAGAAAAAGCUAGCCGAAGCCAAUGAGUUGGUGGCUCGACAGCAAAAACAACGAGUAUUCCAGCAAAGAUUUGACAACGAUUUAGCCACAUUCAAAUCCGGAGGACAACUUCGAGUUCCCCCUCGACACGAUCCUGACGCCUCUUUGGAGACGGUUGACUUAGAUGAGGAGGAUGAGGAAAACACGGACUUGGAAGCCUUCCUCGAUGAUGUCUCGCCGCUCCCUAGGGAUCCUACACCGGCGGAAAGCCCCGAGGGGGAAGAUAAAGUUUCAAUGGCUAUCACCCUUCACGAUAGUGGCAGUUCAACAACGCCAAGUUCGAAAUCAGACCUUCCAGUUAUUUCAGUGGAACCCGGAACAAGUGAUUCCGGACCUUCACGAGCCGAGUCCAUGUAUUUCACGCCUGAUACGACCUUGGAGAAGCUGGCUGAAGUGUCUCAAGAAGGCUCCCAUUAAGCUUCGAGGCUUUCAGUUGUUGACAUUUAAACGCUUACUUACAUCAUUCAAUUUGUUUGGAAUAGAGACACCAAGCCAGUUAACUCGAAAA